CUGGGCGCCAGAGUGUGGCCCGGUGCUAUUCGAGCAGCUGUGAGCUCAGCUGGUCACAGAGGGCACCGGCAGCUGCAGGGCUUUGCUGAAGGACCUGAGGCUCCUGAGCAGGGACCCGCAGUGCGGGUUAUGCUGGGGGCUCAGAUCACGUUGACAAGUGGACACUCAGGACAGCACCAUGGGGGACUCACAGGAGGACUAUGAAGAAGUGCUGGAGGAGAUACUAGAGCAGGAGGAAUAUGAGGACCCAGGCAUCCCCGUGCAGCAGGUGGAGGAGCCAGAAGCUCUCCCCGAGGAACCACUGCCAACAGCCACAGACUACACCCACGUCCCCACAGGCCCGGGCACCCACGAGGCCCAUGGGCCGCAGGUGUACGUGGAGCUUCACGAACUAGUGAUGGAUGAGAAGAACCAGGAGCUACAAUGGAUGGAGGCAGCGCGCUGGAUGCUACUGGAGGAAAACCUGGGGCAGAAUGGGGUCUGGGGCCGCCGGCACCUGUCUUACCAUACCUUCUGGAGUCUCCUGGAACUGCAGAAAAUCUUUGCCAAGAGUACUGUCCUCCUGGACCUGAAGGAGACUUCCCUGGCUGGAGUGGCCAACCAGCUGCUGGAUAGCUUUAUCUACGAGGAGCAGAUCCGGCCUGAGGACAGAGAGGAACUGCUCCGGACCCUGCUGCUCAAACACAGCCAUGCCCGAGACCUGGAGGACCUGGGAGGGGUGAAGCCCGCAGUCCUGUUACGCUCUGGGGAGCCUUCUCAGCCUCUGCUCUCCCAACAGCCCUCGCUAGAGACACAGCUCUUCUGUGAACAGGGAGAGCAGAGCACAGAAGGUUCCUCACCAUCUGGAAUUCUGGAAAAGAUCCCCCCGGGUUCCGAGGCUACCCUGGUGCUAGUGGGCCGCGCCGACUUCUUGAAGCAGCCAGUGCUGGGCUUUGUCCGGCUGCAAGAAGCCAUGGAGCUGGACGCCAUCGACCCUUCUGUGCCUGUGCGCUUCCUCUUUGUGUUGCUGGGCCCCAAGCCCUAUUACACCGACUAUAUUCAGCUUGGCCGGGCUGCUGCCACCCUCAUGUCAGAAAGGGUGUUCCGCACAGAUGCCUACCUCGCCCAGAGCCGGAGGGAGCUGGUGCACUCCCUGGAGGGCUUUCUGGACUGCAGCCUGGUGCUGCCUCCCACGGAUGCCCCCUCUGAGCAGGCCUUGCUCAGCCUGGUGCCUGUGCAGAGGGAGCUGCUUCGGAGACGCUACCUGUCCAGCACUGCCAAGCCAGACCCCAACUUCUACAAGGACCUAGGCUUGAAUGGGGGCCCAGGGGUCCCUGGUGGCCCAGAUGACCCUCUGCAGCGCACAGGCCGGCUCUUUGGGGGCCUGGUGCGGGACAUCCGGCGCCGCUACCCCCUCUACCUGAGUGACAUCACAGAUGCACUCAGCCCCCAGGUCCUGGCUGCUGUCAUCUUCAUCUACUUUGCUGCCCUGUCACCUGCCAUCACCUUUGGUGGCCUCCUGGGAGAAAAGACCCAGAACCAGAUAGGGGUGUCAGAACUGCUCAUCUCUACUGCGGUGCAGGGCAUUAUCUUUGCCCUCCUGGGGGCUCAGCCGCUGCUGGUGGUUGGCUUCUCAGGACCCCUGCUGGUGUUUGAGGAAGCCUUCUUCUCGUUCUGCGAGAACCAUAACAUGGAGUACAUCGUGGGCCGUGCCUGGAUCGGCUUCUGGCUUAUCCUGCUGGUGGUGCUGGUGGUAGCCUUCGAGGGCAGCUUCCUGGUGCGCUUCAUCACCCGUUAUACUCAGGAGAUCUUCUCCUUCCUCAUCUCCCUCAUCUUCAUCUACGAGACCUUCUCCAAGCUGAUCAAGAUUUUCCAGGACCACCCGCUGAAGGACCAGUAUGAACCGCCCGUAAUAGUAAAGUCCAAACCUCAGGUGGCCCUGCCCAACACAGCCCUCUUCUCCCUUGUGCUCAUGGCUGGCACCUUCUUCUUUGCCAUGACUCUACGCAAGUUCAAGAACAGCUCCUACUUCCCUGGCAAGCUGCGUCGGAUCAUCGGGGACUUUGGGGUUCCCAUCUCCAUCCUCCUCAUGGUCCUGGUGGAUUACUUCACCGGCAUAACCUACACCCAGAAACUCUCAGUGCCUGAUGGCCUCAAAGUGUCCAACUCCUCAGCCCGAGGCUGGGUCAUCCACCCAUUGGGCUUAUACUCCGAGUUCCCCAUCUGGAUGAUGUUCGCCUCUGCCCUGCCUGCCCUGCUGGUCUUCAUCCUCAUAUUCCUUGAGUCUCAGAUCACCACGUUGAUUGUCAGCAAACCCGAGCGCAAGAUGAUAAAGGGCUCCGGCUUUCACCUGGACCUGCUGCUAGUUGUGGGCAUGGGUGGAGUGGCCGCCCUUUUUGGGAUGCCCUGGCUCAGUGCCACCACGGUGCGUUCAGUCACCCAUGCCAACGCCCUUACCGUCAUGGGCAAGGCCAGCGCGCCAGGGGCUGCAGCCCAGAUCCAGGAGGUCAAGGAGCAGAGGAUCAGCGGGCUCCUGGUGUCUGUGCUUGUGGGCUUGUCCAUCCUCAUGGAGCCCAUCCUGUCCCGCAUCCCCCUGGCCGUGCUGUUUGGCAUCUUCCUGUACAUGGGGGUCACGUCCCUCAGCGGCAUCCAGCUCUUUGACCGCAUCUUGCUUCUAUGCAAGCCUCCCAAGUACCACCCGGACGUGCCCUUUGUCAAGCGGGUGAGGACCUGGCGUAUGCACAUGUUCACCUGCAUCCAGAUCCUCUGCCUGGCAGGGCUGUGGGCGGUGAAGUCCACCUCUGCGUCACUGGCCCUGCCCUUCAUCCUCAUCCUCACUGUGCCCCUGCGGCACUUCCUGCUGCCCUGCAUCUUCAGCAAGCUGGAGCUCCAGUGUCUGGAUGCCAAUGACGCCAAGGUGACCUUUGAUGAAGAGGAAGGUCGAGAUGAAUACGACGAGGUGCCCAUGCCUGUGUGACAGGCAGGUCCAGGCCCAGACCCCUGCAACCAUUCCACUUCUCCACCCUCUCAGGGAAAGCAGAAGUCCAGAGGCAUCUCAUGACACAAGCCUGUGGGUGGGGAGGGAGGAGGUACCUAGGAAACCGUCCACAAAACUACACUGGUUUUUCUGCCUGGAGAUGGCCAGGAGGCCCACAUCAGGGGAUCCAGCCAAUAGUCCCUCCUGCUGCCACAUGGCCACGUGGGGAUCCUCACGUGCUAGAAGAUUUAGGUCUGAGCCCCGCCUCUUCAAAGUACAGAUGUGGGUAGUAACAAAGAUGGGAUGUUGGGGGUGGUUCAGAUUUUUGCUGGCUGGCUUUGUGACUUUGGGCAGGUCCCUUGACCCCUCUAGCCUCUGCUUCCUCUUCUGUAAAGUGGGUACAUUCAUAAUAAUACCCAUGUUAUAGGCUGACUUAUCCCUCCCCUUCCUGUCCCAGCCCUACCUGAGACCCUCUUCUCAAGGACCAGAGAGGUGUCCUGGUGAGGGUACAGGUGAGCUCCAGGGAAGGCCUGGACUGGGGUCUCCUAGGUGCUUGCUCCUUCCCACAAAGUGCUCCUUCAUUCACUCCACACACAUUAACUGAGGGCCUGGGCCCGGUGGACACAGGGGAGACUGAGACAAGACCCUGCCCUGGGUUGGGGGUCGUGGAACAAUAAUAGUCUAUUCUAGAUUUGGAUAGGGGAUAGAGGGAGGUAGGGAGGGUAUGGUAGAGUCAGGGAGGGGAGGGAGGUUUGUAACUUAUUAACUGUAUAUUUUCUCAGAGCUUUCAUUGUAUUUUGGCUUCAUACACACACCUCUGUCUCCCUUUAGAGACCCACUCUGUCUAACCUUAUCCAAACCAAGUCUUGGGGAGAACCCAGAUUUGAUCCUAUGGGGUAGGAGACAGUGUCUUUUCUAGAACAUGGGCAAAAUAUUUUUUUUAACAAAACAAAAAUAUAAAAAAGAGUUGAAAGAACAUCAAGUGAUGAGAAAUGGAGACACGGAGAAUCUGCUGGCAGAGAGGCUGCUGGAGGCUCCCAACAGAAGGCUCUCAGGGUGACCCUGAUAGCCACCACCUGCCACUCACCACCUCAUGGCACCAUGCCUCAGUUUUCUCAUCUGUAUAAAGGGGACAUUCAUGGUGCCUACCUGUAGGGGUGUUAAAGGAUUAGACAGUAGAAGUAAAACCCUGCUUAGCAGCGCAGAGCCCGGCCUCAGUGGGAGCUGCUGGGAUGGUUACUCUGAUUGGAACGUCCCACCUCUUCCCUCCCCCUGCCCCUUGAACAUCACCAAGGAGCUAGUGCCCUUCCCUCCACCAGGCUUGGGAAUAGGUUUUGCCAAUAAAUGCGUCUGUGUUGGA
Marmota flaviventris (yellow-bellied marmot) is the source of this 4316-nucleotide messenger RNA. RefSeq names its product solute carrier family 4 member 1 (Diego blood group) (gene Slc4a1). Gene Ontology annotation, cellular component: plasma membrane; basolateral plasma membrane. Gene Ontology annotation, molecular function: monoatomic anion transmembrane transporter activity; solute:inorganic anion antiporter activity; bicarbonate transmembrane transporter activity. The record is from RefSeq and is a predicted model, not a curated record. NCBI's taxonomy places the organism in Eukaryota, Metazoa, Chordata, Mammalia, Rodentia, Sciuridae. Gene Ontology annotation, biological process: regulation of intracellular pH; monoatomic anion transport; bicarbonate transport.